AUGGUUGCAGGAGACGUUAAAGAAGCGUUUGCUGAGAGCGAGUCUAUUCGCGUACGUGGACAGUUCAAUGUUGCCGAUGAAGGUGCGAUGCUGCUGAGUAGUGGUUACGGAGAAGAUUUCCACGAAAAGCUUUUCGAUCAAUUGCCUUCUCUACGAAUCGCCAAGGAGUACCUACGACGGAAGCUCGCCGCCGAACGAGAAGUACUAGCACGUCGGAAUGAAAGAUCGUGA
Messenger RNA from Angiostrongylus costaricensis, 231 nucleotides. The record is from the annotation of a GenBank genome assembly. Lineage: Eukaryota; Metazoa; Nematoda; Chromadorea; Rhabditida; Metastrongylidae.